AGAAAACAACAUUCCACGUAACCUCCCCAUUACAUACAUUAAUAUUGUACAUAAAAUGUUUAAAUGAGAGGUAAUUUAAUGAGUCGCGACAUUUAUAAAUUCCUCCUCCUUGUUUUAUAAAUCUCAGAAAAAAGCAUUACAGUUCUGUGUUGUGAAUUUUAAGAUUAUGCUGCAGUUAUUUUUGUUACAAAAUAUUUAGAGAAAACUAGUCAUGGCUGCUGAAAUUAAACCCAUUGCUGGCACCAGCACACAGUUUGUGAAUGCAAGGAAACCACAACUUAUCAGUAAAUUGGAAGGACAUCAGGAUGUCAUCAACAUGGCUGUCAUUGUUCCUAGUGCUGAAGGUGUCAUCAGUGUCAGUGAUGACAGGACUGUUAGAGUGUGGUUAAAGCGAGACACUGGUCAGUAUUGGCCUAGCAUUUGCCAUUAUAUGCCAUCACCAGCUUCCUGCGUUGUAUAUAGUGAAGAAACAAAGCGUUUAUUUGUUGGUAUGGAUAAUGGUACCAUAUCGGAAUUUCUAUUGUCUGAAGAUUAUAAUAGAAUGAAUCAUCAAAGAAAUUAUUUAGCUCAUCAAGCUCGUGUAGAUAUUGUAUUUUCAGUGUGGUCUGAAUGGGUUUUAAGUGUUGGUCGUGAUAAAUAUUUUCAGUGGCAUUGUUCAGAAACUGGACAGCGAUUUGGAGGAUUUCAGUGCAACGCUUGGUGUACAGCUCUGCAAUUCGAUGCACAGUCAAAACAUGUCUUUAUUGGAGAUUAUUCUGGUCAAGUGACUAUGCUAAAAAUAGAAGAUUCUGGUUAUAAACCUAUAACUACAUUAAAGGGACAUUCAGGUAGUAUACGUUGCCUGUCAUGGGACCCAGAAAGGAAGCUUCUAUUUUCAGGAAGUUUUGAUCAGUCAAUCAUUGUGUGGGAUAUUGGAGGACAGCAGGGUACAGCUUACGAAUUACAAGGGCAUCACAAUAAAGUAACAGCACUUUGCUUUGCCAAUGCAUCAAAACAACUAAUUUCUGGAUCUGAAGACAGUACCAUAGUAUUUUGGAAUAUGCAAGUGAAAAGGUUAGAGACUCCUGAAUGGGCUGAUAGUGAUUACUGCCAACGGUGUUCAAAGCCUUUCUUUUGGAAUAUUAAAGCAAUGGUUGAUCAAAAAGUCAUUGGAAUAAGACAGCAUCAUUGUAGAAAAUGUGGAAAAGCUGUAUGUGAUAAAUGUAGUAGCAACCAAAGUAAAAUACCAAUAAUGGGUUAUGAAUUUGAUGUUCGAGUAUGUGAUGAAUGCUACACAGUCAUAACAGAUGCUGAUCGAGUUUCUCUAGCUUCUUUUCAUGAUGCUCGCCACAGUAUUCUUCAUAUGCAUUUGGAUGAAACUCGCUCUCAUUUAUUAACGGUUGGAGCAGAUAAAGUAAUAAAGCUUUGGGAUGUGAGUAGCUUAUUACAACCAGCAUCCAACCAAGCAUGACUUCUUUUUUUAUAUUAACAAUUAUUUGAUGCCUUCUGUGGAGAUCUAUAGCAUCACACACAGUAGCACCUGUCCGUUAUUCCUCAGUUGGUAGAAGAGGCGGAACAUUGUGUCCUAACCCUGGCUUGUCAUUUGGCUGUGCAUUGGUGGAUAAUUGUUGUUUUGUAAGGUUUCCUUUUUUUUCAUGAAAAGAAUUUCAUUCCAAGUCUUUAUAUAUAUAUAUAUGUAUACAUAUGUGAACUUAUUUUUUAUCCUUCAAGAUCUUAGCUGCAAUUUCAAGUGAUGAAAAAUAAUCAGGAAAAAGAUUGUUGUUAAAUUUUUUUUGGCCAUCUUUCCAGUUUUAAACACCAAUGGCAAAGUGUAUCCUAACAAAGAGGUCCAAAUUUUGUGAAUUGUGAUGCUGAGGGAAAUUAUGUUUUAGCUCUUGAAUCAAAUGUUAUUUUUAUUAAAUAAUAAUUUCUAAUAAUGAAAAUUUAGCUUUUUUUACCACAUUAAAAAUUUUAUAAAGGAAUUAUUCCCCUAUAAAAAAGGCUCAAAAUGAAUAAUGCAGUUUAGCUUUUUUAUAAGUAAAUAUUAUUUUGCAGUAUGCUUGAUGCUGAUUUAAAUAUUUAAAUUUUGUCGUGUGAUAUUUAUGUUACUACUGUGGUGUGACUUUGUGAUUACUUGAACUCCAUGAACAUAUCGAGCCUGCUUGAAAUUCAUCUCCAGACAGUAUGCUAUUUGCAUACAUUCAAUUGGAUAAUGUUUACUAUAAAGCUUUUCUAUUUAACAUUGUUAUACCUCAUAAUUAUGAAAGUGAACAAUAUUGGAUUUUUCAUACUGGUGUAAAUAUAUAAUCAUGUCUGAAUUUUAAUUUCUGUUGUUAAUGUUACACAAAUUUUAUUUCAUGAAUUUAUUGUGGAAAUAUAUAAACAGUCUAAAACGUUUUAUGUGCUAUGAAGUAUAAUCAAAUGAAAAGACAGAAAAGAGUCAUGAUUUAUUUUUUAUUUCCCCAUAUUAUGUUAUAUACAGUCAGUUGGGAUUGUCCUUAUGGCUUUGUAUUUAACACACAACCAAGUGAUACUUUGUUGACAUCUAUGCUAAUUAAAACAUUCAGUAUUUGAUGUUUUGCUGAAACAUUGUCCUUAUGUAAAAAAAUAACAAAGUUGAAUAAAACUUUGCUAUCAGUUUAGCAAAGAGGCUUGAUUCUUCAAAUUGUGAGACCAAUAAACUGAUUUCAUUAGGUAUAAGAAGAAUGUUGUGAAUGCUGUUUGUAAUAAAUUUGUAUAUGUAGUGAAUGCUUUUAUGUUAUGUGUACAUAGGAGCUUUUAGUGUGCUUCGUGUACAGUAAGCAUAAUUCUGAAACCAAAAAAGUAGUACACAAAAUUUGUUUCCUUUAUAAUAAAUUUAACAAUCAUAAUCCUCUUUCUCAUUAGACCCUAAAAUAUGUAUUUUUUGUACAGUGCACUGUUAUAUGUUUUAUAAGAAUUAAAGCUCAGUUCUUCCAA
This is a messenger RNA of Stegodyphus dumicola, 2937 nucleotides long. It is a transcript of the gene Wdfy2, whose product is annotated as WD repeat and FYVE domain containing 2. The record is from RefSeq and is a predicted model, not a curated record. Lineage: Eukaryota; Metazoa; Arthropoda; Arachnida; Araneae; Eresidae. Gene Ontology annotation, cellular component: early endosome. Gene Ontology annotation, molecular function: protein binding; metal ion binding.